Mesitornis unicolor (brown roatelo) is the source of this 495-nucleotide messenger RNA. It is a transcript of the gene RHEX, whose product is annotated as chromosome unknown open reading frame, human C1orf186. The record is from RefSeq and is a predicted model, not a curated record. NCBI's taxonomy places the organism in Eukaryota, Metazoa, Chordata, Aves, Mesitornithiformes, Mesitornithidae. The transcript is spliced from 5 exons. Bases 1 to 495 code for a protein of 164 amino acids.
AUGGCCAAGGCGGCAGCGUGUAAAGCCAUUGAGCUUAACGAUAACGAUGGGAGAGUCUGCGGCUGUGCAAGGGGUGCACACGAGGACUCGCACAUCCAGUGGGUGCUUGUUGCUGUCUCUGCUGUCACCCUGAUCCUGCACGCCCUGCUCCUGCUGACCCUUUACAUCAUGCAGCCCCCGGCCCCCCCAGCGGGAGGGGAUGGGACACAGAGACCGACCUACGCGGGGAGCAGCGACACGUCUUCGGAGACCUCGGAGGACUCGGACAGCAGCCCUUCCUGCCCGCAGGACCCUCGCUCGGAGGAGAACCUCAAUUACACAGCCCUGGUCUUCCCGGGGAAAGGCCGCGGGCCGGGCUCCACUGGCGACUACGAGAACAUGAAGACGGGGGUGGACUACGUCAACGUGGACCCCAAAAAGAGGAAAGGGGAUUUCUGGCCCUGCUCCAGCCCCGUGGCGUCCAAGUCCAUCGAGUACACCGAGGUGAAGCUGUGA